This is a messenger RNA of Pipistrellus nathusii (Nathusius's pipistrelle), 2424 nucleotides long. NCBI's taxonomy places the organism in Eukaryota, Metazoa, Chordata, Mammalia, Chiroptera, Vespertilionidae. The record is from the annotation of a GenBank genome assembly.
AUGGCGGCCGACGACAAGGUGGCCAUCCUCACGGAUGACGAGGAGGAGCAGAAGCACAAGUACGUGCUCGCCGCGCCCUUCAGCGGCGCGGCCCGGGGGCAGGAGCCGGCGCCGCCCCGCGAGACGCCGUCCCCCACGGCCACGGAGGCCGCCCCCGCGGAGGGGGAGGAGGAGGGGGCGGACUGGAUGGAGAGGCACUGCGUGAAGGUCAGCAACGACCUCCUCGUCUCCAAGGUCUUCUACCUCUUCUUCUACGCUGCCUACGGCUCGCUGUACCCGCUGCUGCCCGUGUACUACAAGCAGCUGGGCAUGUCGCCCAGCCAGAGCGGGCUGCUGGUGGGCAUCCGCUACUUCAUCGAGUUCUGCAGCGCCCCCUUCUGGGGCGUGGUGGCCGACCGCUUCAGGAAGGGCAAGGCCGUCCUCCUCUUCUCCCUCCUGUGCUGGGUCCUCUUCAACCUGGGCAUCGGCUUCGUCAGGCCCGCCACGCUGCGCUGCGUCCCCAAGGCGCCCCCCACCGCGCGCCCCGCCACCGCCAGCCACCCGCCAGCCCUCCCGCCCGCCAGCGCCUCCUUCGUCCCCGCCGGGACGCCGCCCCCCGGGCCGCGGGGGAGGAGAGACCUGCCCCCGACCGGCGGGCCCGGCCUCACGGCCACGGACCCGCCCGCCGCCCCCGCGGCCGCCCCCGGGACCGGCCCGCCCGCUGCUCUGCCGCACACGGACGGCGUCACCGACCUCGGCCAGGACUCGGCCUUGAUCCCGAGCACCGGAGCCCCCGCGCCCCCGGGGACGGUCCCCGGGGGGACCGCCACGACCGCCACGACCACCGCGGCCGCCACGACCACCGCGGCCGCCACGACCACCGCGGCCGCGACCCCCAGGGCCCCGCCCUCCGACCAGGCCACGCUGGUGUACGACCAGCAGGAGGUGGAGGCCAUCUUCCUGGUGAUCCUGGUGGUGGUGAUCGUCGGCGAGUUCUUCAGCGCCUCGUCCGUCACCAUCGUGGACACGGUGACGCUGCAGUACCUGGGCCGGCACCGGGACCGCUACGGGCUGCAGCGCAUGUGGGGCUCGCUGGGCUGGGGCCUGGCCAUGCUGUCCGUGGGCAUCGGCAUCGACUACACCCACGUCGGGGUGCUGGUCCACGGCGAGGGCUGCCGGCCGCCCGAGAGCCGCAACUACCAGGUGGUGUUCAUCGUGUUCGGGGUCCUCAUGACCCUGGCCCUGGCCGUGGCCACCCAGUUCCGCUUCCGCUACGGCCACCUCCGGGGCGGGGAGGGUCUCGGCAAGGAGGCCGAGGGCCCGGCCGAGCGCGGCAGCCCCACGGAGUCCGCCGAGGGGGUGCCGGCCGCCGGCCCCGCGCGGGCCGCCAGCUUCCGGGACCUGCUGCGCCUGCUGUGCAGCGUGCAGUACGGCUCCGUGCUGUCCGUGGCCUGGUUCAUGGGCUUCGGCUACGGCUUCGUGUUCACCUUCCUCUACUGGCACCUGGAGGACCUCGACGGCACCACCACGCUCUUCGGCGUGUGCUCCGUGCUCAGCCACGUGUCCGAGCUGACGGCCUACUUCUUCAGCCACAAGCUCAUCGAGCUCAUCGGCCACAUCAGGGUUCUGUACAUUGGCCUGGCCUGCAACACGGCACGCUACAUCUACAUCUCCUACCUGGAGAACGCCUGGACCGUGCUGCCCAUGGAGGUGCUCCAGGGCGUGACGCACGCGGCCAUCUGGGCGGCCUGCAUCUCCUACCUGAGCGCCGCGGUGCCCCCCGAGCUGCGCACGUCGGCCCAGGGCAUCCUGCAGGGCCUGCACCUGGGCCUGGGCCGCGGCUGCGGGGCCAUGGUCGGCGGCGUCCUGGUCAACUACUUCGGGGCCGCGGCCACCUUCCGGGGCAUCGGCAUGAGCUGCCUGGCGAUCCUGCUGCUCUUCGCCCUGAUCCAGUGGCUGGCCGUGCCGGAGGACGACAAGACCAUGCUGGCCGAGAGGAUCCCGGUUCCGUCCAGUCCCGUCCCCAUAGCGACCAUCGGCUUGGUGCAGCAGCCGCCGGAGGACGCACUGCCACGGGCGGAGCUGCGCCCGCCGCCCAGGAAGACCCGGCACCAGGAGGAGCAGGAGGACGCCAGCAAGCCCGCCUGGGGCAUGAGCGCCUGCCCCUGGGUGACCUUCGUCUACGCCCUCUACCAGGUCAAGGAGAUGAUGCGGCUGGCCCGGGAGAGCCCCGCCUCCGAGGUCCAGCCUCUGCAGAGGACCAGUGAGAACCGGGGAGCCUCUCCCGCCACCGGAGCCCGGCCCGGCUCCCGCGACGUGCCCGCCAGCCCGCCCGCCAGCCCGCCGUCCCCGCCGCUGCCGAGCAGCCCCGCCCAGCCCGGCGCCCUCCCGCCAGCGGAGGAGGCGGGGGGCGCGCAGGCCCUGCCCUGCGCCCGGGGCCCCUGA